This is a messenger RNA of Salarias fasciatus (jewelled blenny), 1914 nucleotides long. RefSeq names its product Krueppel-like factor 11. NCBI's taxonomy places the organism in Eukaryota, Metazoa, Chordata, Actinopteri, Blenniiformes, Blenniidae. The record is from RefSeq and is a predicted model, not a curated record. Gene Ontology annotation, molecular function: RNA polymerase II cis-regulatory region sequence-specific DNA binding; DNA-binding transcription factor activity, RNA polymerase II-specific. Gene Ontology annotation, biological process: regulation of transcription by RNA polymerase II. The transcript has 4 exons.
CAUGUUUUACACACACAGCUGAGAGAGAAAAGGGAGCCAGUCAGAGAAAGAGACGACCUCAGCCGGAGCCCGCAACAGGCAGCAGCACUGGCAGCCGUCGUCUCUUGUUCUUUACUCUGGCUUUCACAACAACAACGUGACAUUAAAUACUUUCUUUUUCCGCCAAUGCCAUCGCGAAAAUUCACAGACAUGGACUCACACGGGCCUGAAUGUUUGGAUCAGUGUGGGUCUCAUGUGAAAAGAAGGAGGCAUGACAGUGAGCAGUCCGUGUCCUCCGGCCUGGAGUACACCGACCUGGAGGCGGCCGAAGCUCUGGUGUGUAUGAGCUCCUGGGGCCAGGCUCUGUUCCUCAACAGCAGCAAGCCCAACCCCUGCAAGCCUCGGCCGCUCACCCCGGCCUCGGACUCCUGCGACUCCCUCCUGCCGCCAGAACUCCCAGAGCCCUCGAAAGACUUCGUCUCCCUGUCUUCUCUGUGUAUGACCCCUCCUCACAGUCCCAGCUUUGUUGAGAGCUCCUCCACGGCUGCGCUCCAGUCCGCCCCGGCCACACAUCGCUGUGGCUCCGGGCUCCACCAACCUGCUCUGGCACCCAUCGCCGAGAAGACCCCCUCCCCGCCGCCUGUGCCACAGCCCUGCAGAGCCAUGGCGACCAGCGUCAUCCGCCACACCGCAGACACCAGCCUCUGCCAACAUCACAUUCCAGUGGCCCCCAGUUCAGAGAACACCAGAGACACAGUAGCAGCUACAAUCAUCUGCCAGCAGCAGCAGCAAUGCGCUGCGAAAGCUGUCCAGAUAGCCACACCUCCAUCCCCCCCCCCUCCAUGAUGCCCUCGCACUCAGAGCAGCCAGCCAGUCCUCGAACCCUGUUUGGACAGGGUCUCCACUCCCUCUCCCGUCAGCACCCAACCACAGAGCAGCCCACCCACUCCUCCCGCUCCCACAACCCUGUCCCCUCCUCCGGCCACCAGUCCUCAAAUCAUCUGCCAGAUGUUCCCUGUCAGCAGCCAAUCAGGUAUCAUUUCAGCUUUCAUCCCCGGCGCAGUUCAGACGGCCAACUCUGGAAUUCGGACCACCACCACACCCAUCCUCCCCCAGCCCUCGCCGGGCGGCGCGGCCCCCGUCCAGCAGUCCCUCAUCGUGGGCUCGGCGGUGCCCCAGGGCACGGUGAUGCUGGUCCUGCCGCAGACCUCGGUCUCCCAGGCGCCGCACUGCCCUCAGACUGUCAUGACGCUGGGCAACACCAAGCUGCUACCUCUGGCCCCCGCCCCGGUCUACGUGCCGGCCGGGCAGAGCGGCGGCGGCGCCGCCACAAAGAUGGACUUUUCCCGCCGGAGAAACUACGUGUGCAACUUCCCCGGCUGCAGGAAGACGUACUUCAAGAGCUCCCAUCUCAAGGCUCACCUCCGCACGCACACAGGUGAGAAGCCCUUCAGCUGCAGCUGGGACGGAUGUGAUAAAAGGUUCGCCCGCUCCGACGAGCUCUCCCGCCACCGCCGCACCCACACCGGGGAGAAGAAGUUCGUGUGUCCCGUGUGCGACCGGCGAUUCAUGCGCAGCGAUCACCUAACCAAACACGCCCGCCGCCACAUGACCACAAAGAAAAUUCCCUCCUGGCAGGCUGACGUUCGGUGUUUGAACAGAAUGGCUGCUGGCAAAGCGCCGCCCUCAAAACCUGGCAUUACUACGAUAAGCAUGCUGGUACCUGCUGGCUCCCAGUAGGCUGUGAGCCAUCCUACCCACUCCCAAGACACCAGAGGGACGCAGGGAGCAGCCAAGCACAGAAGGCCGCUGCCCUUUGACUCAUGGGAAUGAUCAGAACACAUGCACUGGACUGUUCUCCUGCUCUACUGCUCAUUUGUACAUGUAUUUUCUCUUAAAAAAAAAAAGAUUCUUUGUUUACCUUUAUAUAACUGA